Molecule: messenger RNA, 9461 nt
Organism: Caenorhabditis auriculariae
Lineage: Eukaryota; Metazoa; Nematoda; Chromadorea; Rhabditida; Rhabditidae
Source: the annotation of a GenBank genome assembly
AUGCGCCAUCAUAUGUUCGGCGGUGACCUGUGGCUCUUCUCAGACUCGAGGCAGCCGUUCGAAGACCCGUUAAUUAUGCCAAACUGUCUCUUCGGCGCGUGCAACUGCCGAUUUGUCAUGUUGAUAUGUGUUUGUUCAGUAGGCGGUUGAGUUGUUUAAGGUUGUAAAAUAGGAGCAGCCAGUUUGAGGUAGUGAUAAUUUGUUACUAUUAUUUCUAGUUCCGUCUUGGUAAGCCUAAAGUUCUAAGAAAUAGUGAUCAUGAGCAAGGAAAUUGCUCUAAACAAAUAGAAAAAAAGGUUAGAUUGAUGGUUGAGUGAGUAAAACUACACGCAUUCUUGAAAUACUAAGACAUGGCAGAAACUAAUUUUGUGCUCAAUUUCCAAAAGUUAGAAAGACAUUAUCUUCUUUAUUUUCAUUGGACGAUUCUUAAAUUAAACAAUAUGAAUCGUUUCGAAAGGCAGAAAGAGAACUUAUGAUUAUAUAAAAAUGAAGAGUGCAGUAAAAAUCCUCCGCAACAUAGAGAAGUUUACAGAAGUGUUUUGGAUGAGUCAGUUUCAAACCAGACUUCAAUAAUUGAGCUUAUAUUCAACAAAUUACAGGAACUCUUUGAACUUGGCAGGCAAACUGAAGCUUAAGGAAGGGUACGGUAGUUCUAACCGACACUGAAGAAAAUUCAAAUUGAUGAUUCAUGAUGGAUGUACAAAAAAAGCUUGAAGCCAAAAAUGGAAAGUCGAGGAUAGAAAACAAAAGGCCGCGACGUUUCCAAAGAAGCGCCACCGAGAGCACAUGAGUAAUCCCCUUGGAGCAAGGCGAGGCGUCGGUGAUAAAUGGGUUUUCGCAUCGAAUAUCGUGCCCAAUGGCGAUGCAAUGAGCUAUGAGAGCAAAAGAGGCGUUUGUAAGAAACAAGACGGCACCGAAGACGGAUGUCUCUUUGAGUGGUGUUGAGGGCGGCGAGAAGAGCGGAAAGAUGGGCGUCGUUUCUGAAUAUGGUGGGUCCGCGAGAAAAAAACGGUGCCAGCUCUGAGUUCACGGAAUUUCGGAGGAAAGUUCAAUGAAAUCGAAAAUUACCUUUGCGAGCCAUUCGAAAAACUUUGUGUGAUUUCAUUGAUCGUUCAAGCUUUUUAAUAAUUUUAGCCGGUCAAAAAUAAACGCACGAAUGUACAGAGGAGAUUGAAUUUCCUUCUCAAAGUCUCGCUUAUGAAUAAAAUGUAAGUUGAUAAACAAAACGCUGAUUUUUAACUGACCGUCCACUAUUCAGUUUCCUGCAAAGAAACUUAUCGAUCCAGGCAGAAGCCAAAUGACUGGGAAUAUCCAACUUUCAUAAUUUUUCGAUCAAAACCCGACAAGAAAUGGUCUCCAAAAACCCGAAACAAAAAUGGGAAGUUUUUAUUACGCUGGAAAUCAUGAAAAGAAAAAAAUAUCUUCCAAACCAAUUUUUUGAGAAGUAUCAGUUUCGAUAUAGCAAUCAGUUACAAAGGUCACUUUUUGUCCUCAAUGACAGCUACUUUCUAUAUAUCGAAAUAAGCAUAAUUUCGUGAUGAAGACGUGGUCUUGAUUUUUUCCCACCGACUCAUAAACUACAAUAGUAACUAUGAAAAAGGAAAAAUUCAAAAAAUGUCGAUACAUCAAAAGUUAUCUAACACAUUUAAAGGUCUUUAACGAGCCCAUUUAAAGAAAAUGGGAAACGGUAUGGAUUGCGAGAAAUGACACCUUUGAAGUGUCCGGUGCCACGCUGUGCAAAUUUUUUCUUCCUUUUCUGUUCAACUUCUAAGAAAAAAGACUCAGAUGCUGGGCACCUGCAAAAAUUCCACACGUCUCUCCGGAAAAGUACAACGAUAUGAGCCGAGGGCGUCGAGAGAAAUGGUUAAUGGCCAUUUAUACAGCGGGAAGACAAUAAGGCGGUGUCCUUUAUCACGUCAUUCAGCGCGAGAAAAAUGCAAGUAUUGAGUAAAUAUUAGAAAAGAAGCAAACGAUUGAUUUGAAUAUUCCGGUGAAUGAUUCCAGAUAAAUCUUGUGAAAAUAAUCUCGUAGCAGAAGAAAACGUGAAAGGAUAAUUUAAAUGUUCUGAAUGAAUGAAAAAAUUCGAAAAGAGGAAAAUGAAUCAGUGUGAGAGUAUUUUUUUGCAAUUUGAAAAAAAUUAUCGUAAAAUUGAAAGUUAUAAAAAGUCAGAAAACAUUUGAAAAAUCGAAAAAAACUUUUUUUCAAAUCAAUCUAGGAAUUUGUUCUUAAUUCCUCGGAGAGGUUUGUAAAAAAAUCUUUCAGAUUAAAAACUUUUGCUCAUCAAAAAGCAUAAGAAAAAGCGGAUUUUCGAUUGAAAAAUUUGGACUCAGGUAUUUCAGAAAGACACAUUUUUUUCCAUAUCAAUCAAAUUUUUGGAAUGGUGAUAAAAAGUUAUUUCAGAAAAAAAUCCUUCAUUGAACUUUUGACAAAGAUUUCGUCUUCAAUUUUUUUAGAGCCAUUACUCACGCCUUGUAAAGAAAGUUUCUAUAAUCAUAGGUUAUUCGUUCAAUCGGACCACCUUCACAAAGCAUACAAGAUCAAUGUGUUCAGAAAUAACUCCUCCCCGAAAAUACAGCCGGAAGACAUACGGCUCUUUUGUCCAAACGAAUACAUGCCGCUCUCUGAAAUAUCGUGUCCUAGAGUAUUUCGGUUGACCACCAGCAUCCGAGGUCGUUCUCCCGCAUUUCUAUGUCCAAAGUGUCGGCCCAAUUCGAAAUCUUGGUCGUUUUCUAUUAGUUGAGCUCUUCGAAUAUAAUAUUUUUUUUUUCAAUUUUGAACUUACUACAUAAUUUUCUCUGUAGUGAAUUGGUUCCAUUAUCCAAACUUUUGGAUUGGAAAAGGUAAAAAGAGUUCGUAGGGUUUCGAGAACCUCAAAACGAAGACCCGAAGAAUCUACAGGUUAGUUUAAAAUUAUUUCAAUCUUGUUAAAAAAAAAAACGUAGUUUGAGCUUUGAUUGCACAAGGACAGUUGGUCUUCACGUUUUCUUCAAAAUAAAAAAAAAUUCGCAAUGAAGUUCCUAUCAAAGUUAUUCAAAUGGGGCUCAAACAAUAGAAAUAUUUCGUUUCUUAGGUUUUUUUCAAACUUCUCUGUAAAAAAAUCGCAGGACUUACUGAAGCAUCACAAUUUUUCGAAAAAAAGAAUCAGAUUCCUAACGAUUCUAUUAUGUACAACAAAGAGUGUUCCGGCCAAUUUGAACAAAAAAAAACAGAAACUAUGAUUCUGUGAUGAAAAAUCAUAUUUUCAAGAAUUUUACUUGUAGUUGAAUCAGGAACCGCCAAAAGUAUGGGCUCCGUUGAAUUUGGCGCAUCUGGAGAAUCACAGCUAAGAUGACGUGAUGGCAAGAAGACGUUGAUGACAGCUGAGACGGACGGCUCAACCAACAGUCCGUCCUUCUCGAAAGGCGCCCUCUUUUGUCCCGUUUCGACCAGCUGCCACUCCUAUAUCAUGCCUGAUCCGCGCUCCAACAACAGUCGCUGCUUUUCUUCUUCUUCUCAAUCUUUUCUCCUGACGUCCGCCACAUGGCUGUCUCAAUGUCAGUUUGGCACGUGUCUACUGUUAAAGGAAGCCAUUGCAACCUUGGAAAUAAGGAGUAGAUUCAAAUCUUUCAGGGGGAUGAUUUUUUUGAGAUUUCUACUCGCUACAAUAUUGUGCGUUCAACAGCUCGUUUCCGUGCAGUCACUAUCAAAAACCCAACUCAAGUUUUGAAAAAAAAGCCAAAAAAGUUGAUCGCUCUCGUUUUUGAAAUUUCAGGAGUUAGCGUCAGCAAAACUUGGGUUAGAUCUUUUUCAUUUCAUUCUUAAGAUGGGUUCGUGAAAAAUAGGCAGAAAAAUCAGCGGGAUGAGAAGAGUUAUACUGACAAAAAAACGACUUGAGAUCGAUGAAAAAAGCGGAAAAAAACUAAAGCAAGUUUGAUUUCGAAAAAAAGCAGAACAAGCAGUCUUCUGGAAAAACUCCAAAACGUUUCAGAAAGAUGUAAACCCUUACAAAAAACUUGUGACCGAAAGUUUCUUCGCAUCUUUUCAGACCGUAAUGUAUGUAUGUUACUUGCGAAACAUGGAGAGACCAAACUCGUACUCUCCUCAUUCUGCUCACUGUCUGAGGUUCUGCGGGCAGGUCUGUCGUUUCUUUUUUGAGAUGCGGGCAGGCAUAUUAUUUUCCCCCUGAGCUCAAAAAUUCGACUACGAAAAAAAUGACAGUUCACAUUAAAAGCCCUAAUGAAAUAACUUUAAUGAAAAAGUUCUAUUAUCAUUUGAAAUGUGAUCCGCUUCCCUUCCGGCUCCUGAACAUCCUUUUUUCAAAUUUCGGCCAAGGGUCAUUCAGACCGAUAAGCUAAAAUUUAACUGAAAAUAAAAAAUCCGGAUACAACUUUUAAAUAAAUCGUUCUUGUUAAUCAUGAUGAUCGCCUUCAAAAUCUUUCUGUUUUCUAUACUCAUUUCACAAGCAAAAUGUUUUUAGAGUUGUAUUCCAUUUGAAGUUUUCAAAUUUUAAAACUUUGCAGAUGUUUCGUGGUUUUUUUUGCUUUUUUUCUCCCUCUUGUCAUUGGCUGUAUUUAUUUUGCCUCACAAAUGUCUACCCCUUUUUAAUUUUUUAUUUUCGCCAACUUCAAAUUCGGAAGAUUCAAAAACAUCUGAAACCUGUUUUUUUCUUUGCAAACUUAGUGCAGAACACGUUUUUUUAGUUAUUUUGCUUUUUAUAAUUUUUCCGUUUGUUUUUUUCAGUUUAUGACAACAUACGGUUUUCUUAAGUCACAUGAACAAAAAAAUGUUUGAAGGUCGUCAAAUUGUUUUCAUAUCUUCAUUUCAAGCUUUCUAUAUUUGCAGUCUCUCUCCCGAGCUUUUUUUCCAAAAAGCAAGAAAAAUAAAUCUAAAAACAGAUAAAUGUUCGAAAAUCUAAAAAUAGCGUAUCUACGCACUUUUGGAGAGUUCAGAGCAUCAUAAUGUAGUACAGUAAACCAGACAGAAAUCAAAAAAAGUUCUGAUUACUUCAUGAUAUCAUCUCAAUGCAUCACUUUGUCGUUGGUGCUUAUAGGUAGCCUUUUUGUUUUUGGAUAGGCUUUUUAAAGCUGUUCCAUGACUCGAGAGAUUUUUCUUAUCAACUUAAUUUUGCUGUUUAUUCUCAAACUAUGAGGAAAAUGGAAAAUCCUUGUCCAACUUCAUGAAUGAGUGCUGCAUAUUACCUUAAGUUCAUAAAAUUGGCUUCCUAUCAAUUUCUCAGUUUCUGUUGAUAUUCUGUGGAUACAUUGAUACCGGCACGUGAAUGAUCAGUUCUUUUUUCUGGAUUUUACUAAAUUCUAUUUUAAUUUUUAGAAUUUUUACUUUUUUCUUUUUCAUUUGUCCAUAGAAUUCAAUCGUUCAUUUUCUCAAAGAUUUUUUUUCCAAUUUUAUAUUGAACAAAACUGAAAUCAACUAAAAAUUGUUUUUCUUCCAUCUUUUUUUCCUUUUCAUUUUUCAAAGCUUGUGUGAUCUGUGUGACCUUUUCUUUAUGAAAUAGUUGAAUGAAACAUUUUUCUUAGAAAAACGAUUGAUUGAUACUUAAACAAGGAUAAACAGCGUUCGAAGAGCGGGACGAGCGAGGUGCCUGAGCUGACGUGUGUUAGAGAAGCGAGGGCCGCGCAGAGACGCAGGGUGGACCGUCACUUCUCCGUGUCCCUAUAAACCAUCGUUGCGGCUCCUAAGCCUCAACUUCUUGUUUUUCUCGUUUAAUUUUUUUCCUUCUUAUUAUAAGUAUUAAAUAAUUAAGUUACCAUUGCGUUGGUUUGUUCGAUUUCGAACUCCUUCUAAGAAUUCUUGAUUUUUGAACUUUACAGAGAAAGCAACUAGAAAAAGUGUAGCCGCGUCAAAACUUCUCGUCAUGACUUCUUUAUUCCGUCAAGGAGUAAUUUCAACAGCUCUAAGUGAGUUUUUACAACUAUAUUUUUGUUUUUAAUUAUUGCAGAAAAAAACUGAACAUUUACUGAAAAAAACGAAUUUUAUUAAGAUUGUGAGAACAGCUUGAAAUUUGUUCUAAAUAUUAUCCGAUGGUAAAAAAACAAGAAACUUGUGAAAUUCGAAGUGUUUGUCUCCUUUCGAGACAAAUUCGUUAAAAAAAUAAUUUUCAUAGUUUCAUGCGGCUUUUAAAAAAAAUAUUUUCUAGAAGUUUUUUUCGCGUGAAUAUUAAAGUGAGAACUUGAGAUUCUGCAAAAUUUCUUAAGACGUUUAUUUGAACUUUGAAUAUAUUUAAGGUUCAUUAAAUGAAACUUUUUUUUUGAUUGAUCAGCUCAACAAAUUUUUAAGUGAAAUGUUGCUGUUAUUGGAGAACAAAGAUUUUGAUCUUAUGUCUGUGAAAAUCAUUCCAUUAAGACUUCAAAGGUUAUUACAAACUUUUCAGCGCUGUUCACAUCACUUGCAGCCGCGUCAAGCGCCGAAAUCAACAAGCAUCUCGAGUUGGGAAGCAAGUUUCUUGCCAAGGUACUGCAUUUUUUCUUUAUUCCAUCGAGAAUAUUCUGUUAUGUAGGCUCAAUUUGCUGACGCUCUCACUCAAUAUCAUGCCGCCGUUGAACUGGACCCCAACAACUACCAAGCCUUGUUCCGACGGGCAACGACUUAUUUGGCUAUGGGACGUGGAAAGGCUGCUCUGCCGGACUUGGACCGCGUUCUCGAAUUGAAGCCGGAUUUCAGUCAUGUAUGUUUUUUUUUUCCUAUUUUUUCUUUCACAGAAUAACUGCUUUCUUUAGAAGAGAAAAACUUGUUUCAGAUAUAGAAUACUCUAUCUGACGGCUUUUUAAAAGUCCCUAAAAAAAGUUUAAACUUUUUAUAUUUUGACAAGAGAACUUUUUUUAGCCCCCAGGUAAGUUUUUUUGAUAACAAUUUUUUUUGUAUUAGACUUCAAGAUUUCCGCAUUCUGAAACUGGGGACAAAAUUUAUUGCAACAUAUCUUGUAUUUAAUUUGAGAAACUGCAAAGUUUGCAAAAAUAGGCAAAUUAUUGAUAACCGCUUUUCAGGUUUUGAAGUGCCUCAAAAAAACAAUAUCUGUUACAAGAAAUGUUUUUUUGUUUUGGAGGGAUGAAAAAAACGCGCCUUUAGAAAAAAUUGAAUCUUAAUUAUAAAUGUAAAUCACUUAUAACAACUCAGUUAGAACGUAGAUAAUUUUUUUCCCCUCAGAGAAUAGUUAUUAAUUUUUCGAUAAUUUGUGUUUGACUUGAAAAAAUAAAUCAUUAUUUUCCCAUUUUUCAGGCGAGAAUCCAUCGUGGAAACAUCUUGCUCAAACAGGGUGAGCUCGACGGAGCGGAAAACGACUUCAAUGUUGUGGUUAGAAAUUCCCGCAUUUCCGUCAGUAUGAUUUCUCUUUUACAGCUUUCCUCAGAGCCGAACAACGAAGAAAUCAGCGAGAAAGUUGAUCAAAUUGGGCAUUUGCGACAAUUUGCUCAUCAAGUCAAAAUGGCCUACGAUUCAGGCGACUGUUCGACAGCUGAACACUACAUUUCCCAAAUUAUCGAGGUUGAUACAAAUUUGAAAGUUGGUCAGAAGUUUUUAAAUGUUUAGGUGAUGCUCUGGGACGCUUCACUUUACCGUAUGCGAGCCAAAUGUCUCGAAGAACGAGGAGAAAUCAAAAAGGUUUGUUGAAGUUUAUCUGAUGUUUUUGAUGAAAACUUUUGCAGGCGAUUCACGACAUGAGGUCGAUCUCAAAACUCACUUCUGACAGCACCGAUGUGAUGUUUGAAACCAGUCAACUCUUUUACAAAAUCGGUGAAAUCGACGAAUGUCUCACGUAAGUUUAUCUAUUUCUUUAUAAAAAUUUAAUUUUUUUCAUUUCCAGGGUCAUUCGAGAAUGCCUUAAGCUCAACCCGGACCACAAAUUGUGUUAUCCUUUCUACAAGAAGAUUCGCAAGGUUGUCAGAAUGCGAGGUAAUUUUUCUUAUUUUCUGCGAGAAAUUUAAUAUUUUCAGACGGCAUGAAGCAGAAGAUGGCCGAGGAGGACUGGAUCGGAUGCCUACAAAAAGGACAGGAAAUCAUGAAGUUUGACACGACGCCGUCUGUUCAGUUGAACGUGUACAGAUCCACCUGCAAGUGCAACAGAGAGGUGACAAUUUCAGAAAAAAAAUUUCAUGAGUAAAAACCUUCAAAAAUCGCCACCUGCCUGAACUUCUGGCAAAAUUUUUUUUUUCUUUUACACAAUUCACAAAAAUCAUAUGCCGAAAGAAUGUAUUUCCAAUGGUUUUUGACGGUUUUCCCAUUUAAUUUUGGAAGUGUUCGAUUUGUUUGCUUUUUGGAAGCUUUUAACAAUCCAAAGAGCGCCGUCAACGAUUUUUUUCGGAAGAUUUGUUUUUUUUUGUUUAAUGAAUUUUCGCUCGCUUAACUAUCACGAAUCUUUAAUAUUUCUCACCAUUCGGAUCAAAUGAUCAAAUCUUUCAUUACAGGCAGAUCACAUAGCUGAAGCUAUUACCGAGUGCUCUGAAGUCCUCAAAGAGGAUCCAACCGACGUCGAAAUGCUCUGCGAACGUGCCGAAGCGCAUCUUAUCGCAGAAGACUACGAUGCGGGUACUUUAUUCACGUGGAAUGCUGAUCUCAGUCUUACGUAUUGCAGCUAUAAACGACUUCAAAGCCGGCCAAGAGAUCAAUCCUGAUCACAGCUGUGUGAAAGACGGCGUCGACCGAGCCAACAAACUCAAAACUCAGGCCUCCAAGAGGGAUUAUUACAAGAUCCUUGGUGUCAAGAGGUUCGUUUUCAUUUGCGACUUCGUGACAAAACUUAUUUUCAGAAACGCAAGCAAGCGCGAAAUCACAAAGGCAUACAGAAAACUUGCCCAAAAAUGGCAUCCGGAUAACUUCAGCGAUGAGGUCGAGAAGAAAAAGGCGGAGAAGAAAUUCAUUGACAUUGCCGCGGCCAAAGAAGUCCUUCAGGAUGAUGGUUCUUUUUUUAUUUUUAUCAUAAAUGUAUUUAAACUUUUGAUUUUCCAGUCUACAACUGCUUCAUAAAAUUUACCCUUUUAGAAAAACGACGCCAAUUCGACCAAGGAAUCGAUCCUCUGGACCCCGAAUCUCAACGUCAAGGAGGUCAUGGCGGGUAAGUAUCUUCAAAUAGUUACAUUCAAAUAAAAUGAACCGAAAUUAUACUGCAUAUACUAUUAUACUGCAGACAAAGAAAAAAAAAUGCUUGAUUAUAGUUUGAGAUGAUUAAAAAUGUGAAUAGCCGAAAUUGCGACUAACAAAAAACCUCCGGACAAUUUGUAUUAUAUGAUUUUUUUUUAAACUUCAUACUUUUCAUUAUAAUGUUCUUCUUGGGAGAGGUUCCAAAACUGCUAGAGUUUCGUCAGACUCAGCUGUUCUGAUUGUUUUUUCUUCACAAUGAUUUCCGAUGACUGUUUCUCAUGAGUCAUCGAAAACUGGUUUACAGAUUCCACCACGGCUUCCCUCACGGUUUCCAUCAUUUUGGCGGCGGCGGCGGCGGAGGUGGCGAAUACACUUACAAGUUCCACUUCUAA